Octodon degus (degu) is the source of this 1515-nucleotide messenger RNA. It is a transcript of the gene Eif4a3, whose product is annotated as eukaryotic translation initiation factor 4A3. The transcript is spliced from 12 exons. NCBI's taxonomy places the organism in Eukaryota, Metazoa, Chordata, Mammalia, Rodentia, Octodontidae. Gene Ontology annotation, cellular component: nucleolus; catalytic step 2 spliceosome. The record is from RefSeq and is a predicted model, not a curated record. The coding region runs from base 84 to 1319 and encodes 411 amino acids. Gene Ontology annotation, molecular function: RNA helicase activity; ATP binding; mRNA binding.
ACUUCCUCUCGGCGGCGUCCGUGGCGAGGCCUACUUCCGCUUCCAACUGCGGUGCGCGCUAGCUUUUCAACCGAGUCGUGAUCAUGGCGGCCACGGCCACGAUGGCGACCUCGGGUUCGGCACGGAAGCGGUUGCUCAAAGAAGAGGACAUGACCAAAGUGGAGUUCGAGACCAGCGAGGAGGUGGAUGUGACCCCCACCUUCGACACCAUGGGGCUCCGGGAGGACCUGCUGCGCGGCAUCUACGCCUACGGUUUUGAAAAGCCAUCAGCAAUCCAGCAGCGAGCUAUCAAGCAGAUCAUUAAAGGGAGAGAUGUCAUUGCACAGUCUCAGUCUGGCACAGGCAAGACGGCCACCUUCAGCAUUUCAGUCCUCCAGUGUUUGGAUAUUCAGGUUCGAGAAACCCAGGCUUUGAUCUUGGCUCCAACAAGAGAGUUAGCUGUACAGAUUCAGAAGGGUCUGCUGGCACUGGGAGACUACAUGAAUGUCCAGUGCCAUGCCUGCAUUGGUGGCACCAAUGUGGGGGAAGACAUCAGGAAGCUGGACUACGGUCAGCAUGUUGUCGCAGGGACACCAGGACGUGUCUUUGAUAUGAUUCGUCGCAGAAGUUUAAGGACACGAGCAAUCAAGAUGUUGGUUUUGGAUGAAGCAGAUGAGAUGUUGAAUAAAGGUUUCAAAGAGCAGAUUUAUGAUGUGUACAGGUACCUGCCCCCAGCCACGCAGGUGGUUCUCAUCAGUGCCACACUGCCCCAUGAGAUCCUGGAGAUGACCAACAAGUUCAUGACCGACCCUAUCCGCAUCUUGGUGAAACGUGAUGAAUUGACCCUGGAAGGCAUCAAACAGUUUUUUGUGGCGGUGGAGAGAGAAGAGUGGAAGUUUGACACGCUCUGUGACCUCUAUGACACCCUGACCAUCACGCAGGCAGUCAUCUUCUGCAACACCAAGAGGAAGGUUGACUGGCUGACAGAGAAAAUGAGAGAAGCCAAUUUCACCGUGUCCUCGAUGCAUGGAGACAUGCCCCAGAAAGAGCGGGAGUCCAUCAUGAAGGAGUUCCGGUCUGGCGCCAGCCGCGUGCUCAUUUCCACAGAUGUCUGGGCCCGGGGGCUGGACGUCCCACAGGUGUCCCUCAUCAUCAACUAUGACCUGCCCAACAACAGAGAGCUGUAUAUACACAGAAUCGGGAGGUCAGGUCGAUAUGGCCGAAAGGGUGUGGCCAUUAACUUUGUGAAGAAUGACGACAUCCGCAUCCUUCGAGAUAUUGAACAGUACUAUUCCACUCAGAUUGAUGAAAUGCCUAUGAACGUUGCUGAUCUGAUCUGAAGAUAGUGCUCCAGCGCUGGAGAUGAGCUUGUGCUCGCCUGUUUUGUACGCUUGUUUGGAAAUACUUAGGGGCAGCUCCUAUUUAAUGGGCGUGUCUGUGAAUCACAGCCCCUCCAGGAAGAGUCCGUGGCAGUUCUGCCACCUUUUCUUAUCCAUGUGUAAAUAAUGCAUUGCUGCCUUUUUUCAUUAAACAUUU